UUUCGAUCCGAGUGCGGUUUAAACAUUCGCGUUCCAGUGUCGCCUGUGGCGAUCCUCCGCGGAAUCUUGUGGGCGGCCUUAAAAAGGCGUCUCCAACGACGUCGCUUUCCCUGCGAUUUAUUGAUGCCAGCGGUGAAUUAUCAGCGAAAUCGCCUAUUUGACGGUGUGCAUGUGUUACUCGGCAAAUGAGAACCACCUAGUGAUUUUUCAGCAUAUCGAAAGUAGCGGAUUAUCAGCUGAUUCCCAUACAAAGGAAAGAAGUUAUUGAAUACGUUAGUGUUCCUAAAAAUGAUUUGUUAUGUAAAGGAUUAUAUCAGGCAUCCCACAACCGAAUCGGCCGACAGCAAGUGUAAUUAAAGUUCUUACAAUCUCGGCGAGGAAUAAGUUUCUGUGAAUUAGUAUUCUCCGAAAGGGACACAACGUGCGAUUUCAAUUGUGAGGAAAAAGUUUCCUUCGAACAGCAUCCCCUCAGCGCUGGUCGCUCAGCGGUCGGGUGAUGAAAACGUGAAAAUGUUGUGGGAGGGAUGCGGCUGUGGUGGGAAAACCCCUAUGUUACGAACCACGUAAUCGGUGGAACUGCGGGGUGAAAACGAUUCUUGUAUACCACCUGUGUCGCUCGGCGAUCCGCAGGUGCUGGUGAUGGUGACCUCGGUGCAAUAUGGUUAUGUGAAGGAUUCGAAUUGUUGUACCGAGAGUGGUGAAUGUGUGAAGAAAAUUUUGCGAGUGAAGUGAGGAGAAGAAGUUGAUUAUAAGUGCGAGGGAAAGAUUGUAAUCGAAUUAAAGUUUGAACAGCCGAACGGAGAGCUUAUCGAAUUGGAUUGAAAUUUCUGUAAAAUAAACCAGGACCGCAAUUCGUCGUUCGGGACCUCCGCAGGUACAAAACUCAACCGAGGCCUAUUUUCGCUCCUGAGAGACCGAGGCUUAGCAGAGAGCCCUACCGAUUGGACGACCACAGAAAUAAAAACUUUCACCCGUUUUUCAUAGCCUUCGUAGCAGUGGCGGCGGAAAAUACGGCCACAGCAAGUCGCUCUUUCGCCCACCACCCCACAGCAGGCUGCCAGCCGGAAAAAGUUGACCCGUCGACCGUUUGUUGUUCAACCGACUAAACAAACAGCUUUGGAAAUAGGAUAGGCUUAGCGGAAAAGAAACAAAACACCACCGCAGGAGGGAUUCGUCGUUUCGUUCCAAGUACCAACCUCCAACGCUGGGAACUGGAGUGACGGAAAACAAAGAAACAACAACGAGAAAAAAAAAUCAUCAUCAGCGCUGGGCCCCCAAGACGGAUCUCGAGGGGCGCAAAAAAACAAUGCUUCAGGCCGGGCGAGCAAAAUAGAUUCAUUUGGGGCUGUUUGUGUUUUGUGUAAUGGCCACGACGAAAAUAAAUGACGUUCUCAAAGAUAACCGAGCACCGGGAAAACAGAAAAAAAAACUGCGAUAAAGGACCGACGAGAAGGAUCGCUCCGAUAAGACGCGUGACGAGUUUUUUUUCCUCCGAAUUUCGACAGGAAUCGAAUUUGCUUUCUAGUCGCAUAGCUCUGACCGACGGGUACCCGAUAGAAAAAGGACAUCAGACCGUUGCGAUUGUGAAAAUCAAGCAAGAGGGAAACUUUUAAGCACAUACUCAUCAAUUAUAGCCGCCGUUUUGCAUACGAAUUUAGAAAAAAGUUGGUUCCCGCUUCAUCCGUACUGUCUGUAGGCGAUAAUUAAAAUUGAACCUUUUUUUUCCUGUGAGACUGAGAGAAGUCCCAUUCAAAGGUUGCCAGAAAGUUGUCCGAGCUUUCGUCCGUAAAUCUUCUUCGUCAUCAUUCCGGGUGAUGAAACGUGAUAAAUUCGAGAAGCAAAGAAAGUUCCAGCAUCACUUCAUCCCACAAAUGGGUGAGCUUUGUGGGCGUGUGCUUCUGUGUGUGUACGAGCGUGCGUUCUUUACAAAACGGUAGACGAAAAAAUUCCAACCAUUAUUCGAUCUUUUUCCUGCUGGCCUCAGCGUUUAAAGCGUUUCAAACUCGCCCCCUUCGCCUGUUGAAACCACAGAUAAUGUUUUCCAGGGUUUUCAAUAGACACAAGAAGUGACGAAAAAGUGAAGUUGUUAACAUCGUUGUCGGCUUAGUUUGUGUUUUUGUGUGUAAAGUGAGUGGAAAGAUAAAUAACAGUCGGUAGUGAGUGAGGAGUGCCCACACCACGGAAUGGAAGAGGAGGGACUUGGGGAGAAUUAAGUUUCGCCGUGAAGUGAGUGGGAGUGUGGGUGUGUGCACGUAGUAUUAAAGUAUGUGCUACUUCCUACCUUGGCAGCUCACAAUGGCAUCGCGGAUCUUUGCGUCAUGCUGCUGGAUGCUCGUGUUACUUAUACUGCUGAUUAAUUCAGAACUUACCUGCGGCAACAAUAGGAUAGACGAGUAUCAGAAUCAGAAAGGCGAACUAGUGGUUGCAUCACGCAAGUUCCGCACCGACUUCCUCCAAGAAUGGCCAACACCAGGAACUGGGCCUUACUUCGAUACUGCGUCGAUUCCCUCCAACAUCACCGGACUGGUCGGUAAAACCGUGCUGUUAGUCUGCAAGGUGAAGAACCUUGGGAACCGAACGGUUUCUUGGGUUCGCCAUCGGGACAUUCAUCUGCUGACGGUGGGCCGGUACACGUACACGUCGGACCAACGCUUCGAGGCGAUGCAUUCGCCUCACACCGAGGAGUGGACCCUGCGGAUACGAUAUGCCCAGCGAAAAGAUUCCGGGAUCUACGAGUGCCAGAUUUCCACUACCCCUCCAAUCGGACAUUUCGUCUAUCUCACGGUUGUAGAACCAGUGACAGAGAUUACCGGCGGGCCUGAUUUAUUUAUCAAUAAAGGUUCCACAAUAAAUCUCACCUGCAUCGUCAAGUACGCCCCGGAGCCACCGCCAGCCGUAAUCUGGAAGCACAACCGGGAUGACAUAAAUUUUGAUUCGCCCCGGGGCGGCAUUUCUCUCGUAACGGAGAAAGGCGUUCUGACCUCGAGUCGACUGCUGGUGCAAAAGGCGAUAGCCAGCGAUUCCGGACUCUACACUUGUGAACCCUCCAACGCCAAUCCGGCCUCGGUCCGGGUGCAUAUACUAAAUGGAGAACACCCAGCGGCGAUGCAUCAUGGCAUGUCGACGAUACUGGCCGGCCCCAGCUUAGUAGUGUUCGUACUGUCCUGUCUACUACUCUACUACCAUCACAGCAUCCGGUGGAAGCACAUGCUGACGUAGUAAAUCCUCUGCCGCACCCGUCACAAAUCUCCUUCUUUCUACAGUAACAGCAGCAGACACUCUUUUGUACAGACGUGAGAUCUCAUGAAUCCCUACGAUGAAAAUAAGCAAACGAAAUAAAACAAGUAACAUCACAGUCUCUUUACCCCUACGAUAAAUUUCAAGGACCCUCCCCCACGUAACGAAACAAGCGGAAACAAAACGCAGAGGGAUGAUCCGUUUAGUCGUGUCAAAAUCUAGUUAAAGGUUUAGGUUAGCAUUAAGAGAUAGGUUUUUAUAUAAAUGUACAUUUCGAAAACGGGACAUGCUGACAAAUGUGUGGGUAAGUGAAAGUGAUCGAAAAAAAAACAGUGUGAGGUUUUAUUGCGAAUGCACGAGCAAUUUGUUUUCGAUUCCAAUCAGUUUGAAAUCGAAACAGAAUAGUUAAACAAUAGAUAUUUGUUUACGGAUAUACAGUGAGCGAUAAAUUGAAUUUAUUAAUUAAAUUUAAAUUAUCAGCGGUGAGUGAAAGGAGCGAGAUGCGUGCCCGUGAAGUAGGAUAAUGGAUGGAUGGUUUUAAGGCAUAGGGCUGAGCCUACAGCAGAGAAAGGUUUGAAUCAAAAUUAUUUUGUUCUACUACUGGUAAGCUCACAUGCACACGAAAAUAAUGUUUUGGUUGGAUGGAAAAGCAAGACCCCUAGUAACGCAAAUGUAACGAAUAGAUUUUAGAGCUUUUUCGAUUGCAGUCGAUUUCUGCUGUGGUAUAACCGGUAACGCUCGCAUUCCAAAGUUCCCCCUUCUUUACCCCCGGUGAAUGAUUGGAAUUUAUGACUUCCGGUAUGAAAGCGCGGGAUCGCCGUUUUGCGAAAUGUGGUGAUUUAUCGUGAAUCGCACAUAACUCAACCGCAACAAUAAUAACAACCAACAGCAACAACGGUGGUGCAUAUCAUACAUGCACCAUAAUCGUGGUAAAAUGUUGAAAGGCCUCUGGCUGGUGGAAUAAUUAAUUAUAAUUACAUACGGCGAUUGCAAAAUCGCAUACAUAAAUUCUUUAUUAAUGCACGGGUCUUUUCAGCUUUACGAUAUGAGAGGUUUAUUGUGGGUGAAUAUAUGAAGCCGGAGUAUUAAAUACUUACAACGAUUUGUGGAGUUAGGUUUGAAGAAUGUUUCUGUUACUAGUUUGCAUAAAGGUAUUCGAUAUGGACUUAGGUAUAGUUGUAAAUCGCCGAGUUUUUUAUACCUUGACUCGGCGGCUUCAUCAAUGUCAUACCCUCAACUAAUAUUUUAUUAAUGUGUUUUUGAACAAUGCAAUGGAUCACGCAAGUAACGAAAAGUUUCUUCUGUGAAUAUGUAAUGGCCAUCUUGGGAAAAAAGGUUUCCGAGAGCUUCUAUCGAAGACAUGAACAGUUUAGCAGUUAAGCAUAAUCUCGUGCCAUUCGAACCAUAAGAAGGUACCGUGAUAAUAGCUCGUGUAAUCGUGAAAACGGCUGAACGUAUCAAUAUGAAACGUUCACGGAUGUUUAGGGAAUACACUAGGUUAAAAAUUUGCUUGCAAACAUUGGAAAUAACUGCAAUAUUUGCAGAAUUAUAGUGGAUUUUGUAAAGCACUAUAAAAUCCUGUUUUCGGCACUUUUUUAAAUUGAUGCAAAAAAAUUAAGCAUUUUUUUUCUCGUUAAAGUAACAAUUUACCCUUGUGAAACGUUCUUGGAACCAAAUAAAAGGUGGUUGAUAAGUUUAAUUGGAUUUGCUGUUAAUUUGGUUGGCAAAAAAUUGUAUUAGUCCAGAAUAUUCUCCAAAAAAACAAAGAAAACACCUACACACCUACACAAACCAAGAUAAAAAUAUGUACGUAAAAUAUUAUAAUGCCUGAAAAUUGCAGCUUCAAAAUUAUGCGCAUCCCAUCGAUAUGCGUUGAUUUUUGGGAAAAAGUGGAAAAAAAAUAUUUUUCGGACCACCCUGAAAUGAAAAUGGGCACCCUAACGAAAAAAUGAAAAAAUACGGGUCUAAUAUUUUGGGAUAAGGACCGUUCUUUAACUACCAAUUUUCAUGGCUGUAUAUGUAGGUGGGAAUAGAAAUGCCCCGUAUUGCAUGAGUUUGCAAUUCCAAUUUCCCCGCGCAUCUUGGGUUUGAAAUCCGUAUUGUUGAAACCGUAUUCCGCUGUUAUACUGGUUGCUCCUUUUGGUCGGUACAAAUGAAGGUGCACAAAUCGGGCCAAUCAAAAAUCAGAACUCAAAAAACCAUUUAGUGCGUUUAGUCACAAUUAUUGAAUUGUUUCCAUCAAGAAAUUUCAUUCUGUGUGAUAGAUGCGAUGAAAUCUUUCCUUUAAAUUGAUGCAAAAAUCUAUGCAAUCUAUUGAAAAAUGCUCGAGUUAUAAACAUUUGUAAUUUUUCCUACAUGAUCAGAGUUCAGAUUUUCAUUUCCCACCCAUAUUUUUCUGUUAUACGCAGUCGUUCUACGUCAGAACCGCUAAAAACACUUGCUUUUUAUUUUGUUUUAGAACAUUAUUUUUUCAUUAAGAUGCCAAUUUUCGUUUUAGGGUGGCCCAAAAAAUCAAAAAACAAAGGGAAAUAUUAUUGUUUCGGACCAUUGGCUAAUUUUGAAAAAUCAACUCAAAAACGAAAAAAACACCUCUCAUAUUUUUGGAUAUAGAAUGUAAGCUUUCAAGUAUUCAAGAAAAAAUAUGAAACAAUAUAGCACCUUUUGGUUCCGAAACUAUGCAAUCAGUGAAAAACUCAUACAAUCAACUUUUGAAAAGGGCGUAUCGAUUUGAGUAAGAGAAAUCUUUGAUAAUUUAUAUCUCAAAAACUAUGAGUCGUACCGAAAUAGUGCCUUAGAAAGAGCUAUAGAGUAUUGAUGGUUGAAUAACGGGUGUUAAAUAAAAAAUGAGAAUUUUUUCAAUCACAUAUAACUUUUUUUUUUCAUCGAUUUCAGUAUUUUUUAUUAAUAACAUAAUGUAUUUUCUUCAAAAAAAUGUCAGUGAAUGUUUGAGUAAGGGCCGUGGUCUGCUGUUCGACGCAACUUUGUCGCGAUGCUCUCACAAGAACGUUGUACGGCACUUACGUCCAUUUUCCGGAUGCAAUUCCGGAUUCUUGUAGUCAGUUGCUUCGUGUCCUUGGCCCUCCAAUUGUUUUUAUACACUAGGGCACUGAGUGAGCCAAAGAAAUCCUCUAUUGGGCGGCACUGGGGCUAGUUUGUUGGGUUACGAUCUUUCGGCACGAACGGUAUCCUUUUCUCCUCAAGAUACGCCAGCGUCUUCUUGGCGUAAUGGGAAGACGCCUUGUCCGGCCAGAAGACGUGCUUCCCAUCCGCGUGAUGCUCGUUCAGGAACGGCAGCAGGAUUUUAUCGAGGCACUCUUCUCGAUAGAUUUGUUGGUUGAUUGCCAGACCGCUCGGUUUAAACCAAGGCUUUGAAAAGCCCCGGUCGGAAAUGGCGAUGUACAACAUAACCUUUUUUUUCAAACUUGUGCUUGAACUUGUACUUCACUUCAGGCGGUGUGGAUGACUUGUCGCUGGAGUAGUAAUUAUCAUUUCCUGGAAUACGCCUUUUGGACAGCGGAAAAUAGCUUUCGUCGUCCAGAACGAAAGACGUCCCGCGGUAUUUUUUGGUCAUCCACCGACACUGUGAUUUAACCGUCUCAAUCUGCUCCUCCGUGUACUCCGGCGACCUCGUCUUCUUUCUGCAGACGAUUCCUUUCAUCUUGAGGGUUCGAUGGAUCAAUACGUGGGAGCAGCCAUAUUUCCGACCGGCGUCACGCAGGCUGGUUGCGUCCUUGUUGUCAAACAUCUUCUUUAACGAUGUCUUCCUCUGCUUCGUCAUUAUCGUCACCGAACGACCACUUCCGACCUUCCGCUCUACGUUCAGGGAACCCAGGAUACGAUAUACCGUACUGACAGGUACAUUUUCUUCCUUAAAAUGUGCCACCGUGAAUUUUUUUCCUUGCUGGAAAUGCGUUUCGUAGAACCGUACAAUGCGUUCGCGGAGUACGUGCUGUUUCGACGCCAUCUUUGCUUUGAAUAAAUUCAAACUAGCAAAACCAAACACGCCUACUGUUUCUAGGGAGCCCAAAGAGCAAUUUUCUUGGAGAAAAUAAAUUUUACGCUCUUUAUUUAAGUUACUGAAAGGUAUUGAAAAAAUUCUCAUUUUUUAUUUAACACCCGUUAUGAAAAAAAUGUACACUGAGAAAAAAAAAUUAGUACUCUUUUUUUUAUUUACAUUCAAUUUGCAAUAUCCAAUAUACUUUUUUUUAUUUUUUUUUUAUUUUUUCAUACAAAAUAGAAGUCAUGUAGAAAAUUCAAAAAAUGGGCCCAAGAUGGUAAAACUAUAUUUGACGAACUUUGUGGAACAUCGUAUUUUUAGGAAUUUUCGAAACUUCGAGUUUUUGUAUAUUAGCAGUCAUUUUAAUCACAAAUUAUGAAUCCUGAUGUUAUUUAAAACAAAAAAGUUUAUUAUCAAUCUCCUUCGAAAUGCAACCAUUUUCGAGAUAUUUUAAAAAAAAUAUUUCUAAUUUAUUGUUUUUUUUAUAGUAUAUUUUCUUCUCAGUGUAUAUUUUUUUCAAAUUAAGCCAACAAUACUCUGUAACUCUGUGUAUUAGAAAACACUAUUUUCGGCACGACUCAUAUUUUUUCGAGAUAUAAAGUGUAAAAGAUUUCUCUUACUCAAAUCGAUACGCCCUUUUCAAAAGUUACGCUUGAGUCAAAAAAUGAACCAUGAUGAUGUGUUUGGAAAAGUUGUUGGAAAUUGUAAGCAAAUUUAUAAAAUUUCAUGAACAUGACGGUAUGACACGACAAGCAUAUUAAAAGGGAUUAUUUACUAUAAAAAGACAAUAAAUUAGAAAUAUAUUUUUUAAAUAUUUCGAGAAUGGCUACAUUUAGAAGGAGGUUGAUAAUAACCUUUUUUGUUUUAAAUCACAUCAGGAUUCAUAAUUUGUGACUAAAAAUGAUUGUUAACAUACAAAAAAUCGAAAUUUCGAAAAUUCCUAAAAAUUUGAUGUUCCACAAAGUUUUGCAAAAAUUUGGCAAAAGUUUUACCAUCUUGGGCCCAUUUUUUUAAUUUUCUGCAUGACUUCUAUUUUGUAUGAAAAAAAAAAUAUAUGUAUUUUGGAUAUUGCAAAUUGAAUUUUUAUUUUGUAAAUAAAAAAAAGAGUACUAAUUUUUUUUCUCAGUGUACAUUUUUUUCCUUAUUCAACCAUCAAUACUCUAUAACUCUUUCUAAGACACUAUUUCGGUACGACUCAUAGUUUUUGAGAUAUAAAUUAUCAAAAAUUUCUCUUACUCAAAUCGAUACGCCCUUUUCAAAAGUUACGCUUGAGUCAAAAAAUUCCCAAUUGCUGUGGAAAACUCAUAUUUCCCCUAACCCAAACGGAAUACACACUUUCAUUCGAAUCAAAAAUACUAAUGUUUUGUCAUUUGUCGAUUUGAUUUGGAAUUGCUGGAUUGUAAUGACGUGAAAUGUUUCAACUUCAACAAUAUAUUGACGAAAUAUAAUGUGUAUCCCGAAAUGUGGUAGCCAUAGCUUCCAGCUGUCUGUUGUGAUUUUGGUCGCAUCAAAUAUUGAAAAGUUCCAACAGUUAAUCAAACCGUUAAUACGCCGAAGAAAGGAUGUCUAGAAACGUUCGACUGUGCGUCUAGUUUUUGCCAGAAAAUUUACCAGAGAGUUGGUAAAAUAUCAAUAAUAACUUUUUGCAACACGAUAACACGUCGCCUCAAACACCCUACCCUUGGGACGCGCCACCGAAUGGCCUAGAUGUACCCUAAAUACCUCUAAUACCGUUAGCUAUAUCAAAAACAACAAUUCAUUUUCUGGGAAUAUGUUUUCAGACGAUUUGAACAGUUACACAAAAUUCACAGAAGGAGAUCAAAGUGAUGCGAAGCGUUCGUGCGAUUGGGUUAAACGUGUGUACUGUAUCCAAUGGUAGAUAAUUUAAAGGCGAUGAAUACAUCAAAAUGUUAUAUUAUUUUCUCCAUUUACAAUCCUUAUCGUAGUUCAAAAGACAUUAUUGUGUUGCAUUGUAUUCGUUACAUUACAGUUGUACUAGGGGUGACCAUUAGGUGGAAGCCGUAAUUGAUUGAGACUCAUCUGAAGUUUGGUAUACCACACAAUAGAACAGCAAUUUCUAGCCACUAGCCAAAAACUAUCCAUCCUAACCAGAACCGGUGUUGGUGGCGUUGCGUUUGAACCAAUUUUGUAUAAAGUUUGUAAAUAGCACAUAAAUCAUUCAAUGGAGUACGUGUGCGAGAAGAGCAUAGCCAAUUCAGACAGCAAAUAAUACUAAUAAGAGAUGAAAUGAAAUUUCCCUUUUUGGACAGAUUGAAUACGAAAGACAGUUCAACGCUGGGAAACUUAAAGAAACCUGUUAAGAAGUGAUAAAGAAAAUAAAACGAUAGUUGAUCAGUCCGAAAAUAGCGAUAUAACAAACAUACAAAUGUCAAUCUCAUCAAUUAUUCAAAUCCAGGUGAGCUCAGACACACAUAGAGAGAGAGAGCAGUCGAAGAACAACUGCAACUACAUGAUUUCAUAGCGAACGUAUUGUUGAUAACAUAUCACUAAAAUCUGAUUUUUCUGUGUGGAAGCGAAAUGGCAGAAUGUCAUGCUGGGAUUGCUUUGGGCAGAUACGUUAGAUGGAUUAAUCGAUGUGAAUCCAGUUACCUCUCCCAGUUUUGUUUGUUGGGAUUGUAGUUUAGCAAAUUGGAAAGGCAAUUGAAGUUUCGAACGCAAAUGAACAACUUUUUACUUUACAAACCGAUAGCAAAAAGCAGACACAAAUCGUUGAACUGUGAACAAAUUUUAUUCCUUCGUUCGUCCCCGAAGGUUCGUUGUUGAUCCGAAGCAUGUAAAGUAUUGAAAAGUGUACAAAGCAAAAACUAGGGAAAAUGAAUCAGUAGCAUAAUGAAACGGGAUGCAAAAUUUAUACCGGGGAGCGAAGCCCUUGCACCGAACCGAACGAGAGAGAGAGAGAGAGAGGGAACAAGUGCAGAUUAAAGUUAGCAGUGGUACUAGAAUAGAACAAAGCAGAGAAUGUUUCGUUGCAAACAAACGACGAUUUGAAACUCCACUAAAUGUAAGCAAACGAUGAGAACAAAAAGUGACAAAAAGUGCAAGCGAAGCUUGGCACUUGCAGUUCACUUGAAAGUUAUACUAACUUUGUUUUUUUUAAAGGUGUAAGUAAAUUGAAUAAAAAAAUGAAAAGAAA
Molecule: messenger RNA, 10388 nt
Organism: Toxorhynchites rutilus septentrionalis
Lineage: Eukaryota; Metazoa; Arthropoda; Insecta; Diptera; Culicidae
Product: zwei Ig domain protein zig-8-like
Exons: 8
Coding region: 2266-3219 (317 amino acids)
Biological process (GO): synapse organization
Cellular component (GO): neuron projection membrane
Source: RefSeq, a predicted model, not a curated record